Penicillium canariense is the source of this 903-nucleotide messenger RNA. RefSeq lists its product as uncharacterized. NCBI's taxonomy places the organism in Eukaryota, Fungi, Ascomycota, Eurotiomycetes, Eurotiales, Aspergillaceae. The record is from RefSeq and is a predicted model, not a curated record. The coding region runs from base 1 to 903 and encodes 300 amino acids. The transcript has a single exon.
AUGAACUCUCCACGGAUAUGGUGUGCCAUAUCAGCGCCCGCUGAUCCUUCUCCAUCUUCCCUCAUCCCCACACCUAAAUUUGUUGUGGUCCUCACACCUCCGCAUCACUAUCUGUCCUCCUACCUUUUGGUGCGUCUUUUCGACGUCAACAUGCCUCUUUGGACUUGUGUUACUCUCGCGAUGCCAAUCAAGACCACCUUUCUGUGGUGUAUGCACUUUUUGCGCACUGUGAUCAAAAACUCCCAGCCUGGCAACGACGUGCCACUGGAAAUCAGCUACGUUCUGGAGCUUGAAUGUGGCAAGAGAUUUUCCGCAAAAAUGACUGCAAACCAGCAUGCUAAGAGCGUGCACGACCAUGUCAGAUGGCCCUGCUCACGCGCAGAGGAGAUGGAUUGUGACAAGACGUUUACCGCAAAAGGAGAGUGCAUUCUGGUUGGCAAUCACUUUCGUGGAAAUGUUCUUGUCGCAUUUCAGCUCCUCUGCACGUGGGCAGGGCCAUUUGACGUGGUCGUGUACCUUCUUAGCAUGCUGCUUUGCAAUCCCUGUUGCGGAAUACCACACCGUCCAUCCUGUGUCAAGGUUGUUUCGCCCGGAACUCGGCAUGCAUUCCUGUACGUUUCGCUAGGGUUUUUCCUUCUAGUAACGCCGCGCGGAACUCAGGGGGAUCACUUCCCCCGCCAUGACUGCUUUCGCCGAAGCAUGGGCCUACUUCCACUCUCAGAAGUUGCUCCGUGUCUGCCCGGAGAUGAUGUUUUCGUCGCCUGGGCGAAGGCUAAACUGACGUUCCACUCCCACAUUUCGCAGGCGGUUCGCGAUUAUUUCGUCCAGGACCCUACUGAGGACGUCCAGCAGUGGCUUGACCAAAUGGAUGCGGACUUCCCUCUGUAUUUGGAGGAAAUCUAA